AUGGCAGCCACGGCGUCAGCGCCGCCUGCCCUCUCACCGGGCCAGGCGACGCUCGAUCAUGACGACAGCAACAUCUCCAGCCCUCUGAGCGACGUCGAGGACAAGGACGGCGGAGACUCCCUCGAUGGCAUGCAGCUCGAUCCGCCUCAGUCACACCACGACGAUGCGCUCGACUCCGACAGCAACCUGUCCGAGGCGAACGAUACCGAGGCGGAGACUGAGCGCCUCUACGACACCCCGCAGGCCCAGCGGCACAAGGACGUGGUCGUCAAUCAGUUCAACGACGGCCAGAUCUUUGAACGCACGCCUAGCAAGCUCCAAAAGACAUUUUCCGUCGACGGCGCCGACGAUGGCGACGACGACAGUCUUUCCGACCACGACGACGUGUCGAUGGCCUCCAGCCACGGUGACGAGGCGUCACCCAGCAAGCCCAAGAAGUCCACAGAGCUCCCCUCCGCCGAAGACAACCCUGAGAGCGCCGAUAACAAGAAGAGAAAACGGUCGCCGAUCGCGGAGUCAAGCGAGCCAGGGCAGCCUUCCAGGAAGCGCACCGGGUCAGUCGUGCCCCAGGACCAGGAACCACACAAGAAUGACGUGGAGAUGCACGAGGACGAGGUCCCAUCCACAAAUUCCCACAGCGGCGACCACUCUGCGACCGACGACAACGCCCCCGAGCUUCCACCGACCAAGCGUGGUCUGUCGCGCGACGGCCAGAGCCCGGUGAAGGACGCUCAAAUAACGAAAAAGAUUACCCGCAACGGCAGCAAGCGCAAAGGCAAUGCUGCCGAGGUUCAUGACCAUGAAGGCCAUGACGACGCCCGCGAUGAUAGCCGGGGUGACGAGGAUGCGGGGACUCACGAGGACGAUCACGCUGAACACGAGGGUGACGACGACGCGGAAGCGACACACGACGAAGAGCUCGAGAAGAAGCGUGCCGCUGUUGAGGAAUGGACAGAUUUGGAGGAGAAGUUUGUGUUUUUCCGCGAGCGACUGUACAAGGAUCGCCUAGAGCGCCUCGAGCAAGAGGAGCACUCCCUGCAAGCCGAACCUCCAUCCCAUCCCGAGUACCUCAACAUGAAGCAAUGCUUGGACGAGAGGCUCGAGAAGAAGUUGCUGCACAUGAACAAGGAGUACGAGUUGUCCGUCGAGGCGCUUGAACGACUAGCUGUGGCACGCCGCGCCCAGAUCUGGGACCAGUUCUACCAAGGCGUAAGGGAACAGCGCUCAAAGAUGCUAGAGGAUCUCAACAAGGAGUGGUACGAGACACAGAAUGCUAGACGUAGCGCGCAUAGCGUGCCAGACUACGGGCUUCUGUUCCCUACCAACCCGACCCAGCGCACCAGGAAUGCUGUCGCGUACAACUCGGAAGUUUCUUUCCUUGCAGGGCUUGCCAAGCACGAAGGUUUCCCUGCGAUGCCCGCCAUCCGCGGCGCCAACGCGAUGGAAGUCGAAGACGAUCUAGAGGCCAUGAAGCGCAGUUCAAAGCCUCGUCAAAGGUCAAUGAUGCAGCCUCUUGAGGACUAUCAAGCAGUUGCGUUCGGGGGUGCUCUUGGCCCUGCCGGCGAGCAAUUCAUUAAGGACACGCCUUGGGCAAACCCGAACCACAUUUCCCACAAGAUCAGCACAGGUCCUUCGGCGCAGGGGGCGCGGGUCAACAGCCCGUCGCAGAGCAAGACUCCAGCAGGCCCAUCGCAACCGCCGCCGUUAUCGAACGGCCACGCGGUCCCGCAGACGUCACCACACACGAGUCUGUUUCCUUCUGCAUCCCCAGAGAUGGUAAGGACAGCAAACGUUCUCACGCAGAGCGCUCAGAUGAAGCGCGCAGGAAGUCGGGCAUCGAAAGCGGCCAAGGACUCGGCGCCCAAACAGGAACCAGCGACAGCGGUGGCAAGUUGA
Molecule: messenger RNA, 1896 nt
Organism: Colletotrichum chrysophilum
Lineage: Eukaryota; Fungi; Ascomycota; Sordariomycetes; Glomerellales; Glomerellaceae
Exons: 4
Coding region: 1-1896 (631 amino acids)
Biological process (GO): negative regulation of transcription by RNA polymerase II
Cellular component (GO): Sin3-type complex
Molecular function (GO): histone deacetylase binding
Source: RefSeq, a predicted model, not a curated record